Mya arenaria is the source of this 644-nucleotide messenger RNA. Its product is annotated as monocarboxylate transporter 5-like. NCBI's taxonomy places the organism in Eukaryota, Metazoa, Mollusca, Bivalvia, Myida, Myidae. The record is from RefSeq and is a predicted model, not a curated record. Bases 29 to 535 code for a protein of 168 amino acids. The transcript is spliced from 5 exons.
CGUGGAAAGCUUAACACUAACCCAUAACAUGGUGCCACAGGAUACAGGCUGGUCAUGGAUGGUUCUUAUAGGCGCAAGCCUUCAGCUGAUGUUGACCAUUGGGAUUUUGAAAUCAUCCGGAAUUUUAUUCGUUGCCUUUCAAGAGCGAUUCGAUUCAUCGGCAACAACCACAUCCUUACUAUCGACGGUGCAGAACCUAACAUACGGUGUAACCGCAAUGUUUGUCAUGACAAUAGGAGUUAAACUGACGACUUGCAGAAAUCUCGUGUUCCUUGGAACUUUAUUAAACUCUGCUGGAUUUAUCAUCACGUCUAAGGCUGUUAGCAUAGACGUUCUUCUACUUUCAUAUGGAGUGUUAAAUGAGUUAUUUCAAUGCGUGUCUGUUGCCUGUACGUUCUACAUUGUAGGUUGUUUGCAUGAUGUCACUGGAAAUUACGUCGUAUCAUAUCACCUAUUGGGAUCUAUCGUUAUUUUAGGAGGAAUCAUUAUGUUAUUUCUGCCGAGACCAAAGACGAAAGAAAUCGAAAUUACUUAAUCUAGAACCUACUUAAUGGCAUGCAAUGGAAUCGUUGACAGAAAAGUAAACAUUAAAAUGCUGACAUAAACGUAGUACAGGCAUAUUUAUGUUGCCUAAAUUUAACCAA